UCCGAAGUCUCUGUCUCUCCACUGAUCUUGAAACACCGUUGAUACAAUGAUGAACGUGCUCAUCGAUACUGAGAGUGGCUCAUCGUUCUCCAUUACUGUUGAUAUCUGGGAGACAGUGUUAAAGAUAAAAGAAAAGAUCGAGAAGUCUCAAGGUAUCCCUGUUUCCAAACAAACCCUUUACUUCCAAGGCAAGGUUCUUCAAGAUCAUGUUGAUAAGUUUGAUUGCACGAUCCUAUUCGACUCUCGUCUCCUUCUCUCCAUCUCUCCCGAGGAAAACCCUAAUCAGAACAACGAUCAAAUGCUUAUAGAUUCAGCGACAGGCAAAAAGAUCACGAAGGUGAUGGCGAGGAGAAUCCACAAUGAAUAUUCAUCAGGACCGGCAUAUUCACUUGAUGAGUUACUUGCCCCUCAAGAUUCAACAAUGAAGGUGACGGUUGGGAAUCAAGUAGUUCAAACCACCGAGCAAUCUCCACCGUCAGACUCAGCCAAAGAGAAACUGACAGUAUAUGUGAAGCCAUAUGAAGAUGAUCCCAGGAUCGUUCAAGUAGAGGUUAACGCAGAUGAUAACGUUGAAGAACUGAGGAAAGAGCUGGUUAAGAUGCAAGAGAGGGGUGAGUUAUAUCUGCCUCACGAAGGGUUUUACUUAGUAUACAGUGCGUUACCAUUGACCGAAUCUGAGUCAUUCAAGUGGAACCUUGUUGUUGACGGUGAUAGAAUUGAGAUUAUCAGCAAGCUACCAUCUUUUAACAGUCUCCUCUCUCCUUAAAGCGUUUAGUCUUUCUUCAAGUUUUAUUGCUUUGUUCAAAGCUCAUAGCUUUCUGAAAAUAUGCUAAGACAUGUAAUUACCAAUAUUGUUGUUGUUUAAAGAAGAGAAACGAGUUCUUGUUUAGUUACAUCUUUUCGAAAUUAGCGAUCAA
Arabidopsis lyrata subsp. lyrata is the source of this 917-nucleotide messenger RNA. RefSeq lists its product as uncharacterized. Gene Ontology annotation, cellular component: nucleoplasm; cytosol. The transcript has a single exon. The record is from RefSeq and is a predicted model, not a curated record. NCBI's taxonomy places the organism in Eukaryota, Viridiplantae, Streptophyta, Magnoliopsida, Brassicales, Brassicaceae. Gene Ontology annotation, biological process: proteasome-mediated ubiquitin-dependent protein catabolic process. The coding region runs from base 47 to 766 and encodes 239 amino acids. Gene Ontology annotation, molecular function: ubiquitin binding; polyubiquitin modification-dependent protein binding; proteasome binding.